Bufo bufo (common toad) is the source of this 1418-nucleotide messenger RNA. RefSeq names its product protein phosphatase 1 regulatory subunit 7 (gene PPP1R7). The transcript is spliced from 10 exons. Bases 62 to 1099 code for a protein of 345 amino acids. Lineage: Eukaryota; Metazoa; Chordata; Amphibia; Anura; Bufonidae. The record is from RefSeq and is a predicted model, not a curated record. Gene Ontology annotation, molecular function: protein binding.
CGAGGGUCGCCUUUGAUUGGUGGAGAUGAGUACUUCCGGAAACUAGAGGAACAAGCGUACAAUGGCGAGUGGCGGGGUAGAGGUGCAAGACAUGGAAGUUGAUAAACGGGCAGAGUCUGAGGAGUCUGCUGAUGAUGACAUUAAGGAGAAGAGGGGAGUUCCAGAUGGUGAAGUGCAAAAUGGUGAACAACCUACAGAAGACACAGAGAAUCCGGUGAACUUGGAAACGAUUAUCCUGGAUCCUGAAGCGGAGGAAGUGGACUUGAACCACAUGCGAAUAGGAGCUAUGGAAGGGUUUGAAGUUCUCAAGAAAGUUCAGACCCUGUGCCUGCGUCAAAACCUAAUAAAGGUGAUUGAGAACUUGGAGCAGUUGGUGACCUUGAAUGAAUUGGACCUCUAUGACAAUCAGAUUCGUAUUCUCCAGAACCUGGAGAACCUGAGUCAACUCCAAAUCCUGGAUAUGUCAUUCAACCUUCUGAAGCGUAUCGAGGGUUUAGACUCAUUGACUCAGCUGAAGCGUCUCUACCUGGUCAACAACAAGAUUAGCCGCGUCGAGAACCUCAACUCUCUAACUCUGCUCCGUUUGUUGGAACUAGGCUCCAAUCGUAUUCGGGAGAUAGAGAAUCUGGAUACGUUAAGAGAUCUGGACAGUUUGUUUCUUGGAAAGAACAAGAUCACAAAGUUGCAGAACAUGGAUACGCUGACUAACCUGACAGUACUUAGUGUGCAGAGUAAUCGCCUCUUGAAGAUUGAAGGUCUCCAAAGUCUUGUGAACCUGCGUGAGUUGUAUCUGAGUGACAACGGCAUCCAAGUCCUGGAGGGCCUGGAGAACAAUACUAAACUCACAACUUUGGAUAUUGCUUCUAACAGAAUUAAGAGGAUUCAGAAUAUUAGACAUCUGACAGAACUCCAGGAAUUUUGGAUGAACGACAAUUUACUGGACAACUGGGCCGACUUGGAAGAGUUGAGCGGUGCCAAAGGUUUGCAGACAGUGUAUCUGGAAAGGAACCCUAUACAGAAAGAUAACCAAUACAGGCGCAAAAUCAUGCUGGCUUUACCUUCCGUCCGCCAGAUUGACGCAACCUUCGUCAGGUUCUGAUAGAUGCCAUUAUGCCUCUCUCUCCUACUGUAGCAGCACAGUACAACUCCAACCUCUUUCAAACGACUGAAAUAUCCCACUGCAUCGUCCUCUGCCCGCCGUCAUCACAUUCUUAUGUUCCCUGCACUGCAUGAUCUUCUCAUAUCAAACUGAAUGUAAUCGCUCAUUCCAUAGACUACUCUGCUGGUCUCUUCCAGGGACGCGCCUCUAAUCAAUAAAUUGAAAUGACCCCCAUCUGCUGGUGCUGCCACACCACAGAAUACAGUAUUUAUUUCCAGACAGUAGUCCUCUGGUCAAUAAAAAAAUUUUUUUUAAAUCU